ACGAGACUACAACAGAGUUGUUGGAGAAGAAGGAAGGAAGGCUGCGAGCCGACGGGAGGAAAGCAAAAACAAAAAACCCCACAAGAAAACAGCUUUCUUUAAAGCAGGAGGACAAGUCGAACCGAACCAUGGCGACCGAGGAGACACUGUACAUAGAAACGGACGACUCAGAAAUGCCGACGGAAAUAGUAGAACUGCACGAAAUCGAAGUGGAGACGAUCGAGACGACAGUUGUGGGAGAAGACGGAGAACAGCAGGCGAUGAUCGCCUUACAGCCGCUCGACCACCCGCAGCACCAGGAGGUGAUCCUGGUCCAGACCCGGGAGGAGGUUGUGGGGGAAGACGACUCCGACCUGCAUGCGGACGAUGGGUUCGAGGACCAGAUCCUGAUCCCGGUGCCCGCCGUGGAGGAGGACUACAUGGAACAGACUCUGGUUACGGUGUCCGGGAAAGCGGGCCGGUCCAGGAAGGCUGGCAGCGGGAAGAAAGCGACCAAGAAGAGCUACCUGAGCGGGAAGUGGGAGCAGAAGCAGGUCCAGAUCAAGACUCUGGAGGGAGAGUUCUCGGUGACUAUGUGGGCAUCCGAUGACAAGAAGGACAUAGACCACGAAGAGCAAAUCACAGGCGAGAACUCUCCUCCAGAUUACUCAGAAUACAUGACGGGGAAGAAGCUUCCUCCUGGAGGCAUCCCAGGCAUCGACCUGUCUGACCCCAAACAACUGGCAGAGUUUGCACGAAUGAAACCAAGAAAAUUAAAAGAAGAUGACGCACCAAGGACGAUAGCCUGUCCGCACAAAGGCUGUACCAAAAUGUUUAGAGACAACUCGGCGAUGAGAAAGCACCUGCACACCCACGGGCCUCGUGUGCACGUCUGCGCCGAGUGCGGCAAAGCUUUUGUGGAGAGUUCAAAACUGAAGAGGCAUCAACUUGUACACACAGGAGAGAAACCUUUCCAGUGCACGUUUGAGGGCUGCGGAAAAAGGUUUUCGCUGGACUUUAACUUGCGCACGCAUGUGCGUAUUCACACUGGAGACCGCCCGUAUGUCUGCCCCUUUGACGGCUGCAACAAGAAAUUUGCCCAGUCAACCAACCUGAAGUCUCACAUCCUCACACACGCCAAAGCUAAAAACAACCAGUGAACAUGAGCGUAUGAUGGAGGAUUUGCCGUGUAUCUCCGCUCCCUGACAAACUGUUGUCUUGCGAGAUAUAAAAUCCCUCUUUGUACUGUCUCUUUGAUAAAUACUUAAACUGUGCGCCCGCCACAUGGAGGCAGCAGCUGUCACCGUGAACCCGACCCCACCCUGCCUCAACGCUACCCCUGGAUGGAUGAAUUUACAACUUCUUGCGAAGAUGUUAUUUACCUGAAGAAAAGUUAUUUAUACUUGAACCCAUCCUGUACAAAAAACAGCAAAAAAAAAAAAAAAAAAGCAGUUAAAUUUUCAUUGAUUCUCAACAAUGACACUUUUCCAGUUUUGUAUUUCCUGACAGUGUGCAUAUUGUACACUAACACGAGUUCUGUAUGUAGUCAGGUUUCAGUUUGGUUUAACCCCCUUCCCCUCAAUAUGUGUGUGUGUUGGGGGGGGGGGGGGGGGGGUCUUUACAUAUUUUCAUUUUCUACAAUGCAACUGAAUUAUUUAGAAAA
Molecule: messenger RNA, 1642 nt
Organism: Thalassophryne amazonica
Lineage: Eukaryota; Metazoa; Chordata; Actinopteri; Batrachoidiformes; Batrachoididae
Gene: yy1a
Product: YY1 transcription factor a
Exons: 5
Coding region: 129-1139 (336 amino acids)
Biological process (GO): regulation of transcription by RNA polymerase II
Cellular component (GO): PcG protein complex; transcription regulator complex
Molecular function (GO): RNA polymerase II cis-regulatory region sequence-specific DNA binding; DNA-binding transcription factor activity, RNA polymerase II-specific
Source: RefSeq, a predicted model, not a curated record